GGAGAAAAAAUAAAAAUAAAAAAAUAAAAAAAAAGUAGUCCUUGAUGUUUCACCAAAAAACGAAAAAUGAUCCUUGCUGGACAAUAAUGAGUGGUUGGGGAAAAGAAAAAGAACAUUGAUUUAUUCAUUAUUAUUAUUCUCCUUUUAACACGGCAUGGUUGAAAGAAGAGAAAGAGUAAAGCUGCGUUUGGAAGACAUUGCAUAUCUCUCAUCCUGAGUAGUUAGAAGAUAAGCUUGGAAUGGCGGAGAUGGCAGUAGGCCUUGCUAUCGAUCGCCUUGUCCGAUUCCUGACCCACGAACGAAAGUUGUUGAGAGGCGUUCAUUCUAAAGUAUCGGGAAUAAAAAAUGAACUGGAAGCCAUUCAGUGUUUCCUCAAAGACGCAGAUAUGAAGGCAGAUCUGGAAGCCCAAGGAUCAGAAGCAAGUGGUAGAGCUGGAGGUGUUAGAUUAUGGGUGAAGGAACUAAGGGAAGUGGCGUUCCACAUCGAAGAUAUCAUUGACGAAUACGCAGACCACUUGGAGCGACAUCCCGGCCGUACUGGUCAUGAUUGCUUUAUUGCUUCCCUUGGCAAAGUUGGUCGCUCCAUCAUCAAACUAAAAGCACACCACCAUAUUGCAUCUCGCAUAAAAGAGAUCCGAAAAGCAGUUGUUGAAAUCAAGGAAAGAAGUGAAAGGUAUGGCUUUGAUUCAAUUGAUUCAACAUAUGAUUGUCGAUAUGUUUCAGGGUACGAUCCUCGAAAAGGUUCCAUGUAUCUUGAGGAUGAUGAUGUUGUGGGGAUUGAGUCUCCUAGGGAUGAAUUGGUUGGUUGGUUGUUAAAUAAGGAUCAACAACCUCGACGAGCUGUGAUUUCAGUGGUAGGGAUGGGGGGACUAGGCAAGACAACUCUUGCCAGAAAGGUCUAUGAUCGAGUCAGAAAUCAUUUUGAUUGUCAUGCCUGGAUAACAGUUUCUCAAUCAUACCGGAAGGAAGAGCUACUAAAGAACGUCAUAAAGCAGUUCUGCAAGGGAAACAAGGAACCUGCUCCCGAGGGAAUCGAUUCAAUGGAUGAAGAUGCAUUGACAGAGCAAGUAAGAGAAUAUUUGCAGCAAAAGAGGUACGUCGUUUUUUACGAUGAUGUUUGGAAAAAAGAAUUUUGGGGGGAUAUACAACAUGUUUUGCUUGAUAAUAAAAUUGGUGGGAGGAUAGUGAUUACGACGAGAAGCAAGGAGGUUGGGGAGUUUUGCAAAAUUUCAUCUGUUGUCUAUGUCCAUGAGCUUAAGCCUUUAAAUCCAGAAAAGGCUCGAGAACUCUUCUUCAAAAAGGCUUUUCAAUCUGAAGUCGUGGGACUUUGUCCCCCUGACUUGGAGGAUCUGUCUCAUAAAAUUGUUGAAAGAUGUGGAGGACUACCACUUGCAAUUGUAGCCGUAGGUGGACUUCUAUCCACAAAAGACAAGACAAUAUAUGAGUGGAAGAAAUUGCACGAUGGUCUCAGUUCCGAGUUGGAGAGUAAUCUCCAUCUUACAAGCAUAACAAAAAUCUUAUCCCUCAGUUAUUAUGAUCUGCCUUACUACCUUAAAUGUUGUUUCUUGUACUUCGGCAUGUACCCAGAGGAUUAUUGGAUUGCGCCAACUAGGUUAAUUCCAAAAUGGAUUGCUGAAGGUUUUGUGAAACCAAGGAAGGAUAAACCACCGCAAGAAGUAGGAGAAGAAUACUUGACUGAGCUAAUAGACAGAAGUCUAGUUCAGAAAUUAAAAACUAGUGACUGGACCCCAAAUGCUAUAUAUUGUCAGGUCCAUGAUCUUCUAUAUGACGUUAUUCAAACAAAAAUGAAAGAUUUAAGUUUCGGUCACGUUUUGUCUGAAAAUGAAUCAAGUUUUAGUGGAGGACUAGUUACUCGACGCAUAUCAAUUGUCAAUGGUUCAUGCAAUGUUCUUCACAAUGUUAACCAAAGCUUUCAGGUCCGUAGCUUUUUGAACUUCAAUAGUAGUGAUAAAAUAUUUACCAAGUCUAUUUGGAGAACGUUGACGAAGAAUUUCAACCUUCUAAAGGUGCUAGAUUUUGAAAAUAGUAUAUUGGAUUAUAUUCACGACGAUAUUGGAAGUUUAUACCAUUUAAGAUAUUUGAAUAUUAAUAACACGAAAGUAAAGAUGCUUCCAAGGUCCAUAGGAAAACUGGUAAAUCUUGAGACCUUGGAUUCAGGGGGCUCAUUUGUGGUUGAGAUACCAGCUGAGAUUAAAAGGCUUACUAAGUUGCUGUUUCUGUUUGGCUGUGGUGAGUAUGAGUACAACUUGGACGACCCACACUUCCAUCCAUCUCAGGUAAAAGGAAUAAAAGUGCAUGAGGGGAUAGGGUGCUUAGAAGCCUUGCAAUCGUUAGCAUUUGUGGAUGCGAGUGAAACAGGGGUUGAGGUAUUAAAAGAGUUUGGAAAGUUGACACAGUUGAGGUAUUUGGCCAUCCAGAAGCUGAGAAGUGAAGAUGGAAGGAUUCUACUUGGGGCUAUCGAGAAGAUGGCCCACCUGAAAUAUCUGCAUGUAAGUACAAUGGAUGAAGAUGAUGCCUCAUUUGAUUCUGAAUGGCUGUCAUCCUUACCACGAUCUCUUGAGAUUCUCUGCUUAACAGCUCCCAUAAGGAAGUUGCCAGAAUCGAUAACCAGACUUCAAUAUCUAGAACGAUUAGAAAUUGGUGGGUCAAAAUUAGAAGAGGAUCCGGUGAAAAGUCUUAAAAAUCUGCAUAACUUGGUGGAGAUGAGGAUAGUGUACGAUGCAUAUAAUGGUGAGGAGAUGCAGUUUGAGAAGGGAGUGUUUCCAAGAUUGAAGGAGCUUCGUAUCAUGCAUUUGAGUGGAUUGAAAUCAAUAGUAAUAGAGGAAGGAGCAUUGUCUAAUCUUCAAGACCUUUGGAUUGGUCUCUGCCCAAAACUAUUGAAGGUGCCCAUUGGCAUCCAGCAUUUGAAAGAACUUGAAUCUGUUUUGUUUCACAGCAUACCCAUUGAAUUCCAGCAAAGUCUGAAGCCAGGAGGAGACCACCACCAUACAGUUCAACAUGUACCUCUUGUCUUAAUCCGUUACAAGUGCGAUGAUGAUGACGGAGAAAGUUUUGAAACCUCACGAUUGUUUUGACUGCUUUAUCACUGGAACCAAAUAUCCAUCCAGGUAAACUAAUUGAUCGCUCAAGCAGUUUUGUACUGCAAUGUUGUUUUUUUGUUUUUUUUUUUUUUUUUUUGUUUUUUUGGGGGUAAUAUUGUACUGCUAUGUUGUUGGAUGCAAGUGUUACUUCGGAGCUCUCAUUUUACCUCUUCCACUAAGUUUUAUUUUAUUAUUAUUAUUAUUAUUAUUAUUAUUUUGACUUAAAUUGUUUGGCUUUGUCUAGCAACAUAUGAAACAGUUCAGGAUUUCUAAUUUCCUGACCAUUCAGAAUUUGUAAAAUUCAAUAAUUUCAGAGCAUUUCGAAUA
Ziziphus jujuba (common jujube) is the source of this 3428-nucleotide messenger RNA. RefSeq names its product disease resistance protein RPM1-like. Bases 240 to 3095 code for a protein of 951 amino acids. The record is from RefSeq and is a predicted model, not a curated record. Lineage: Eukaryota; Viridiplantae; Streptophyta; Magnoliopsida; Rosales; Rhamnaceae. Gene Ontology annotation, molecular function: ADP binding. Gene Ontology annotation, biological process: defense response to other organism. The transcript has 2 exons.